Messenger RNA from Arctia plantaginis, 1299 nucleotides. NCBI's taxonomy places the organism in Eukaryota, Metazoa, Arthropoda, Insecta, Lepidoptera, Erebidae. The record is from the annotation of a GenBank genome assembly.
AUGGCUUAUAUACUGCCAAUUCUGCUGCUGGUUAGCCAAAUGACAGUUUUAAUCGUGGCGCAGUAUUCCGACCCCUCAUCUGGACCAUAUUGUGGUAAAAAGAACAUCUGCUGCAAGGGCAGGGAAGACAGGUGUGCUCAUGAAGUUAUUUAUGAAGGAGGAGACACAAUGUGUUACUGCGACCAAUUUUGCUACAGGCCACAUGGACGAGGCGACUGCUGCGAAGAUUACCAUACUGUUUGUGUUUUGAAUGGAACUACUACUCCGGUUCCAACAACUGAACCUCCUACUCCAACCACUCCAACUGUCACUGAAACCACCCGGGCACCAGCUUUUUUAAAUGCAACCUGCAGUACAUCUUGUUACAACGACCAAGAUGACAAGUGCAGCAACCAUAGGUGUUUGAUUCAAGAUGAAAUCAUCAAACAAGUAAACAACGAUAGGUAUUUAAAGUGGCGCGCUUCUGAUUACAGCCAGUUCUCCUAUAAGAAGCUCAAAGAUGGACUCGUAUAUAAACUUGGUACAUUUAAACUAAACCCAGCGUUAUUCCGUAUGGGUGCUGAACGCUAUGACAAUGAUGAGCCGUAUCUUCCUCAAUUUGAUGCCAGGUUGAGAUGGCCUCACCUCAUUUCGCCAGUUGUGGAUCAGGGUUGGUGUGGAUCUGACUGGGCAGUUUCCUUGGCUACUAUUGUUUCGGAUAGAUACGGGAUCCAGUCUAAUGGUGCCGAAAAAGUGCGCCUGAGUCCCCAGACUCUGUUAUCCUGCAAUGUCCAAAGACAACAGGGAUGCAAGGGUGGUCACCUUGACAUAGCUUGGCGAUUUGCACAAGUCUUUGGGUUGGUAGACGAGGAGUGCUUCCCGUAUCAGGCGGACCAAAACUCAUGUCCGUUCCGACUUGAAGACGAUUUGCUUAGUGAUGGUUGCGAGCCUGUGGUGCCGGAACGACGAGAGAGGUAUAAGAUUGGACCCCCCAUACGUCUGGAUCGUGAAAGGGAUGUCAUGUACGAUAUCUUUAAUUCAGGACCAAUUCAAGCGUAUAUGGAAGUAUACCAAGACUUCUUCCACUACAAGACUGGUAUUUACCGGCACUCCAAAUAUGGUAAUCAAAUAAUGAAGGGAUACCAUACCGUCAGGCUGGUCGGGUGGGGUGAAGAGGACAAUCAGAAAUUUUGGAUUGCUGCCAACAGUUGGGGAACAGAAUGGGGAGAGAAGGGAUAUUUCCGCAUCGCUCGCGGCGUCAACGAAUGCAAGAUCGAGUCUUUCUUCAUUUCCGUCCUUUGUUACGUCACAGAGUCCUAA